AUGAAGACAGUCACGGCUGCGAACAACCCAGGGAAUGACAACAGUCCAGUCGAGAACGUGGAGAGUUUCAAACUAACCGCGUUUCGCGUCGGUACUCGAGUUGAACGUGAGUUGGAUGGACUGUGGUUUCCUGGCACAAUUACCGGCGUUGUACCCGAGAGCGACUGCUACGAAAUCGAGUAUGAUGAAGACAUGAAUCGAGAGAGAGAAAUACCGAGAUGCGAGUUGCGUCUCCUGGACCCAAAUCGAACCCGGGAGCAACCAGUGGCUAAGGAGUUAACCGCGCAUCAACGAGAAAUGCUACGGAAGGAUUCGUUGCUACUGCAAACAGCAGAUUACGACCCGAACAAGGCACCAACUGUCGUUCUGCAUCGCCAAGGCGAAACUAAUGCAGCGGGCGGGUACAUUAUCAAUGGGCUUGAGAACAAUGUCGCGACUGGCAAUGGGUUGCGCGGCAUUCGCUGGUUACGAGGCAACUCUUUCUGA
This is a messenger RNA of Phytophthora infestans T30-4, 486 nucleotides long. RefSeq lists its product as uncharacterized. The transcript is spliced from 3 exons. NCBI's taxonomy places the organism in Eukaryota, Oomycota, Peronosporomycetes, Peronosporales, Peronosporaceae. Bases 1 to 486 code for a protein of 161 amino acids. The record is from RefSeq and is a predicted model, not a curated record.